GUUCUUGUGUCAGGGGGUCAUUCUCCUUUUCUCUUGUCGAAAGAGGGUAUAUCACAUAAUAUCAGUUGGCUGGUUAGUGCAAGCCCUAGGCUGUGAAGGUGAGAUGAGAUGCUUCCUCCAAGUGGUGGAAGUCAUGACGCAACGAUAUGUCUUUCGUCAACCAAUUCAGAGUUGUAUGCCGUCUGUCAUCCCGAGCGUCCGCGGAGGCUCAGGAAGGAGUCUAUGCUCCACGAAAGCGAAGGGCGUAGGCCCAUCCUUCAGGAUGCAGCUGUGGUUCCUCAAUGGGACUGCUGGGAAAAAAUUCCUGAGGAAUUUGCCACAUCAGUGACAACACAAGAGAUCAUUUGCUUGCUGACUUCUGGCAAUCAUCAGGAAGGAGACCAAGUAGUUGGAGUGAUUGGAUCUGAAGGCGUCGGCAAAUCCACAGUUGCGAAGCAGGUGAUUGAUGCUCAUCCUGUCCGUCACCACUUCGCCGAUGGAAUCUUCUGGUUGUCACUGGGACGAGAGCCGAAGAUUGCGGGCUUACAGAGGGAUAUCUUCAACCAGAUUGAACAGAGCCAGGACUCGACCGAGUCCAAGGCAGAGAUGAAGAAGGCUCUCUCUCAACACAGCAAGCUAUUCCAGAGGGACCCUCUCACACUGCCGACCCCCCAGGCAGCAGCAGCUGCACAGUUUGAAGAGCCACUACGUAGGAGACAGGAAAAUCUGCUUGAUCGUGAGAUCACGCUAUUGAAGAGAGAGUUGAAGCUCUUACGCCUUCUUUGCCAGAAACAUCGGUUUUGCAAGCAUCCAUUUUAUCUCCAAGAUGACAUAUUCUGCCAGCAGCUGAAGGCAGAGAUAUUGCUCAUGAGAUGGCAGGCUGAGCAGGUCAUGCUGGACCGAAAGAAGAAGCAGUCACUUUUAUCUAAUGCGCAAACCGACAGGACACUGGAUCUCCCAGAAGAUGAUAGCAGGGAUAAGAAGGUACUGACAGCAGCAGCGGAGCGGCAGAGAAAGGACAGCCCUUCUUGCUCGGAGAUCGCCCGCUAUACCUAUCUGGCAUCCCUCUUAACAGGCAAGAAGGUGCUUCUCGUACUAGACGAUGUGUGGGAAGAUACGGAACAUGUCAGAAGGUUAAGUGCUCUGAUCGAUCCGUCAACACCUAGCAGACUGCUGUGCACAUCAAGGAGUGAAGAUGUGAUUAGUGCACUUGGAGGGAGGAGGUUCUGGAGGGUAGGGGCUCUUGACGAGGCAGAAGCGCAGCGGUUGUUUUGCCAAUACGCUUUUCAGGGCAGGAUCGCUCCUCCUGACAUUCUCUGCCGCAGUGUACGAGACGUUGUCAGAUCCUGUCAUGGCCUCCCUCUCUCCCUGAGAGUCCUUGGGUCAUAUUUCUGCGGCAAGCGGACUGUUCGAGAAUGGCAGGAAGCUUUUGCUGUCCUCCUGCGAAAUGAUGGAGGGCAGGGAGGGUUGUUUUCCUCCCUCUCCGAUGACUGUGAAAACCACGAGGCAUCUUCUGACGACGUGACUCCUCCUUGUCUUAUCAGCAGCGCAGAAGCACUCAGCGACACAGACAGCAUGUUGGCAGAGAGUUUCUACCUCCUUGCCGCAUUCCCUCGCAACUUUCCUAUCCCCAUUUCUGGCGUCAUAGACAUCUGGACGGUGCACUUCCACAUCGGCCGAGACAUGGCAUUUCGCAUGCUUAACUGCCUGGCUGCCAGAUCCCUUCUGGAACUGAAUUAUGAUUCUUUGAGGAGGGCUGACCCCCCUGCCAGUCGCACAAAUAAGAUUGAUCAGAAUCAUGGGAAUAGGUGGCGAUUGGCAGCAGCGACCAAUCAUUGCGGACACAAGCCCGUUGCCCUCGACAAUGCAGAUGUCAGUGCUUCCGCCGGAAUGCCUCAGGAAGAGGAGAGGUCUGGAUUCUGCCAUGUUCAUGGAUCACUCCAUGAUUUGGCAUGCAGCCAGUAUCAGAACCACGGGCUGUCAGGCGCUCUUUUUCACCCUGAUCUGCGAUCAUUUUCGCAGUUGGAGACGCAGUCGCAGCCACCUCAGAUUCUAUCAUUGCAUUCAAGCCCCUUACCUUCCCUGGCACCCCUGGCUGACCCCUGCUGGCUUCACUCACUGAAAGUACUAAUUUUGGCAAACUGUGAUGGACUUACGAGACUCCCAUCGUCCUUCUUCGAACCCAUGGGAAGAUCGUUGCGCUUUCUUGACCUCUCAGGAUGUGAGAAGCUAGAACAUCUGCCACGAUCCAUUUCCUGUUUAUCGAGGCUCGUCGUCCUGCGACUGGAUGGGUGCUUGAAGCUCUCAAAGCUUCCCGCUAGCCUCUUUGCUGGACUUCGAAGCCUGGAGGUCCUCAGCUUGAUGCGCUGCUUCUGUCUCAGGGUCUUACCUCAUCCUCCUGCUGAAGGACAGAAUUCACGAUUGAGGGUGUUGAGGCUAGACAGCUGCAUAAGCCUGGGCAGGGAAGCGCAAGUGGCCACGGAAAGGAAGCCAGACGAUGGGGGUCUGCCCAAGCCACUUGUGAAUGGAGAAGUUCAAGUUGAACUCAAAUGCGGCGAAGAUUCCAGUUCUACCUGCCUCGAUGACGAGGGUGUCAGGUUGAGCCAUCAGAUAUGUGCAGGACAAGAAGAGCAAGGUCAGCAGCACAGCAAGUCAGGCAAUUGUUCUGAAGGUGAAAACGGCGACGAUGAUGAUACUGACCAAGGACCUGAGAGCCCAGGAGAUGGAGAUGCAGAUGACUGGGGUUCUCUGAACCUUGGUAGCUUGAAGACCACAAGGCAAGGAGGAUUUGCCAGGUGGAUCACUAUCAUCCAAGAGAUUAUAAAAAAAAAGACACCAAAGAAGAAGGAUGCUAGCUGUAACCCUCAAGCGGGCUCUGCUGCUGUCAGUGCCGCUGCUAGUGGGAUGCAGAAGCUGCCCUCCUUUGGUCGAUCCACAUCGUGGGGUUUCACCCGCCAAUGGGGUGCCAGGUUAAAGCAGGAAAGCAGUGCAACUGCACACGAAGGAUCCUCGUCCGGUCAGACUACAGAUUCCGCAGAAGAAAACGGCGAUGGUGAUGGCGAUGGUGAUCGUGAUGGUGAUCGUGAUGGUGAUCGUGAGGGUGAGGGUGACGGUGAGGGUGAGGGUGACGGUGAGGGUGAGCGUGAGCAUGAUGAAAACAGUUCUGAUAGUGAUGCAGAAGAGGAGGAGGACAAGGAGAAGAGCAGUGAUGGCAACACUGGUAAACAUUCUGACCUUGAACAGGUGUUUGCGAACGGGCCACGAGAACUAAAGAACAGUGCAAGUGGAUGCAUCAAUGGAGGCCAACAUGUGCAAUUAUCCCCUUUGUAUUCAAGUACACGGGAGCGAUCUGCACUGUCUCUUGCGCAGACUCCUGGAGGGCCAUCGUCACCUACCAAACCAUCGUGUCCUGUUGCCUCCUACAGUGGCACUCCGCAGUGGACUGUCGCAGGUCUUGGAGGCCUGACUCGCCUUGAACGUUUGUCCCUGAAAGGGAGUGAGAUUGACUCCAUGUCCCCUCUAGCAUUCCAUCGGCUGUCAAUACUGAAAUCUCUGGACCUGAGUUACUGUGUGAACCUGCAAGAGCUACCGGACGAGAUUGGCGAGCUGGCAUGCCUCGAGGUUGCCAACCUGGAAGGCUUACCAUUCAAACGACUUCCUGCGACGAUAGCCACCCUUAGAAAUCUGCGCGUUCUUCGGAUCAACGAUUCUGAAAACCUGGUUGCUCUUCCCGAAGAAUUCGGCGUGCAGAGUGCUCUCCCGAGCCUCCAGGUACUCGAGAUGGCAGGAUGCCACAAGAUCAAGCACCUGCCGCGCCUCGAGGAGGGCGGUCUUCCCAGCCUCUGCGUCCUUGUUCUCUCUUUCUGCACAAGACUGAGACUGCUGCCUUGUCAGCUUCAGCAUCUACCUCAUCUGCAGCUGUUAGAUCUGGGAGGCACCUUCCGCUUACAGGAGUUUCUCCCGCCGAGAGUCGGCAGCCUGACGAUGAAACCAAGUGAGCAAACCGAUGCAGGAGCUCCCCGCAUUUUCCCUGACUCUCGAAAGAAUACCGAUAUAACUAUGGAUGCCGCCUAUAAGUUGGAGAUGAGCCAGAGCAGCGCUUUAGACUAUAAUUAUGGCAAUUUGCAAUUCGAGUGCUUGAAAGAGACCUUGCGGCUAUCCCCUUCCAGUGCUCUUAGAGCAAACGACGUCAAUUGUUUUCGGAGCUUGAAGUGCCUUUCCUUGUGCUGUCGAAGAUUACAACCUUCUGUGCAGCGAGGCCUGCGUGAACUGGUCCAUCUUGAGGAGCUGAUAUUGAGCCAUGUGAGCUUGCCCCACGGAGAGGAUCUCGCCUGUGUCCAGCUGCCCAACCUGCGCCGACUGAGUAUUCACUUCCCUUACCAACCAGCAAGACUGCUCGAAGCCAUCGUGCAUCGAUCGGCAUGCCAAGAACUAGAAGAACUUCAUCUGUCUUGUUUCCGAUCAUCCCACCUAUGGCGUUUUCCUGCGCUAAAGGAAGGGGCGCUUCCACGUUUGCACACAUUGAGUUUACAGGGUUGGCCUCGCUUGCGCUUUCUUCCAAAUUCGCUCGGUCAUAUACAGUCGCUCACAAUGCUCCAGUUGAUCGACUGUCCAUGCAUUGGGUCCUUGCCAAAAAGUCUGUCGAUUAGGAAAAGGAUAGGAAAGCUCGAAGUUGUAUAUCGGCGCCUUAGAGUUUAGCAAUGAGCAAUGAGAAUAGGCUCAUAUGGUAGGGGGAGGGAAAGAGCGAUUGCUGCCACCACAAGCUGUGCUCCAGUUGCUUGACUGUCCAUGCAUUGUGUCCUUGCCAAAAAGUCUGUCGAUUAGGAAAAGGAUAGGAAGGCUCGAAGUUGUAUAUCGGCGCCUUUAGAGUUUAGCAAGAGAGAAUAGGCGGCCACCAGAAGCUGUGUUAAUUGCACUCUUGGCAUCUCAGCAGGGACCUUUCGUUAAUGUAUCAUUUUUACGAUAACUCCCCUCAACAUCGUUUUAUGUACCAAGGAUUGAGCUUUGAGCUAUUCAUACCCAAUGUCGGUCCUCGAUGACUCGACCAAUUGCUGUUCGGCACAGUUCGUGUAUGCCAAUGAGCCGGAUAGCCAGCUCGCUCCAAUUGUGUAUGUACCUGAACAAGAUACGUGUAUUUGACUAUCCUCUCUUUGGGCUGGUUGAUAGCGUACAUAGUACGCCGUACAUAGUACGUAUGCAUUGCUAUCAAUUAGCAUCCUCUCUUUGUGCUGGUUGAUUGUGUACAUAGUACACAGAACACAGUACACAGUACACAGUACACAGUACACAGUACAUAGUACAUAGUACAUAUUGUACAUUAGUACGUAGUGUACAUUAGUACUUAGUGUACAUAGUACAUAGUACAUAGUACAUGUAUGUGUACAUAGUACAUCUGCAUUGCUGUCAAUUAGCAUCCUCUCUUUGGGCCGGUUGACUGUGUACAUAGCACAUAUAUGUGUACAUAGUACAUAUAUGUGUACAUAGACAUAUAUGUGUACAUAUGCAUUGCUGUCAAUUAUCAUCCUCUCUUUGGGCUGGUUGAUUGUGUACAUAGUAGACAGUACAUAGUACAUAUAUGUGUCGGUGUUAAUGAGUCUUGUGACAGGUUAGCGUAGCGGUGCCUAAUUUGAACAGCAGCAAGUAACUUGGCAAGCGAGGACUUGCAUCUGCCGCUGUGGAUGGUGUCCUCCGUCUCACGCAUUUUUUUUUUUUAUGGAGGUACAGCUAAAAGGAAAUGGAACUUGGGACAGCUAAUGGUCAGACUGGUGUCCUGAUCGUCCCCCACAGCACUACGAAGAUUUGUAUCUCACUGAAGAAUCGGUCCGUGACUCCGCGUUGCAUUCAUAAUGCGCAAUAUGUGGUCCUCUACGCCUGCUCUUGCAUGGGGAGCUCGUCGUCAUUCUCUCCGCAUCUGGCAUUGCUAAGCUCACUCUUGUCUGAGCAUUUGGGGAUACUCUGUCAGAACAACAGCUGACAAAUGAGAAAUGAAGUUCUUUCAUUCAC
Chara braunii is the source of this 5982-nucleotide messenger RNA. The record is from the annotation of a GenBank genome assembly. Lineage: Eukaryota; Viridiplantae; Streptophyta; Charophyceae; Charales; Characeae.